Molecule: messenger RNA, 2110 nt
Organism: Ilyonectria robusta
Lineage: Eukaryota; Fungi; Ascomycota; Sordariomycetes; Hypocreales; Nectriaceae
Product: calponin homology domain-containing protein
Exons: 5
Coding region: 1-1944 (647 amino acids)
Biological process (GO): actin filament network formation; actin filament bundle assembly
Cellular component (GO): actin filament; actin filament bundle; cytoplasm
Molecular function (GO): actin filament binding
Source: RefSeq, a predicted model, not a curated record
AUGAAUGUCCUGAAGCUUCAGAGGAAGUUUCCUCAGUUCCCUCAAAAUGAGAUCUUCUCCCUGUCGGAUGCCUUCCAGCGACUAGACGUCGACGACAAGGGCUAUCUCGACGAGGCGACAGCCAUCAAGGCCACUCAGCAGAGCGAGAACCAGCCCUAUGACGUCGUUCGUCAAGCCCUCAAGGAGGUCGAGCUUGAUUCCUCACGACGUGUUGAGCUCGAGGAUUAUGUCGGACUCAUCGCCAAACUCCGCGAUUCCUCUCCUGCCCAGAAGCGCAUGUCUACGGGGCCGACGCCUUCAGCUGGUGGUGGUGUCGUCUCUCAACGUACCGGCGGCCAUGCCUCCAAAGGCAGUGUGAGCGGCAAGAUCCACGUCCAGGGCUCCAACGCCAACAUUACCCACACCAUCAACGAGGACGAGCGGACCGAGUUCACUCGCCACAUCAAUGCCGUCUUAGCUGGUGAUACUGAUAUUGCGAGCCGCCUGCCUUUCCCUACCGAUACCUUUGAGAUGUUUGACGAGUGCAAGGAUGGUCUGGUGCUGGCCAAGCUCAUCAACGACAGCGUGCCCGACACAAUCGACGAACGAGUUCUCAACAUACCUGGCAAGAAGACCAAAAAUCUCAACGCCUUCCAGAUGAGCGAGAACAACAACAUUGUCAUUGAGUCCGCAAAGGGAAUUGGUUGCUCCGUCGUCAACAUUGGCGCUGGAGAUAUCAUUGAGGUCAGAGAACAUCUCAUCCUCGGUCUCAUCUGGCAGGUUAUCCGUCGCGGACUCUUGGGCAAGAUUGACAUCAAGCUUCACCCCGAGCUCUAUCGAUUGCUGGACGAGGAUGAAACCCUGGAGCAGUUCCUGCGGUUGCCCCCGGAGCAAAUCCUACUCCGAUGGGUCAACUACCAUCUCAAGGCAGCCAACUGGCCUCGAAGAGUGGCCAACUUCUCGACCGAUGUCAAGGAUGGAGAGAACUAUGCUGUGUUGAUGUCGCAGAUUGGUCCUGAGUAUGGAUGCACCCGUGCGCCGCUACAAACACGGGACCUUCUUGAGAGGGCAGAAGGGGUUCUUCAGGAGGCCGACAAACUCGGUUGUCGCAAGUUCCUGACCCCCAAGUCUCUUGUUGCCGGAAACCCCAAGCUCAAUCUAGCGUUUGUUGCCAAUCUGUUCAACAACCACCCAGCGCUCGAUCCCAUCACCGAGGAAGAGAAGCUCGAGGUGGAGGACUUCGAUGCCGAAGGCGAGCGAGAGGCAAGAGUUUUUACGCUCUGGCUCAACAGCUUAGACGUCCAGCCCGCUGUUGUGUCCUUCUUUGAUGAUCUACGGGAUGGUAGCAUCCUUCUCCAGGCGUAUGAGAAAGUUAUUCCGGGGUCUGUCAACUUGCGCCACGUCAACAAGCUACCAGCACAUGGAGGAGAGAUGUCAAGGUUCAAAGCCGUUGAAAAUACCAACUACGCCAUUGAGCUGGGGAAGCAGAUUGGCUUCUCACUUGUUGGCAUCCAGGGCGCUGAUAUUACAGACGGUCAAAGAACCCUCACGCUCGGCUUGGUCUGGCAGCUUAUGCGUAAGGACAUCACCGUGACACUGUCUUCGCUAGCCCAGAAGUUGGGUAAGCGAGAAAUCACCGACUCCGAAAUGGUGAGGUGGGCCAACGAUAUGUCGAAGAAGGGUGGCAGGAACUCGGCAAUUCGAUCAUUCAAGGACCCGUCCAUUGGCUCAGGUAUCUUCCUCCUUGAUGUUUUGAACGGAAUGAAGAGCAGCUACGUCGACUAUGACCUUGUGACAUCUGGCCAGACCGAUGAGGAUGCCUACAUGAAUGCCAAACUGAGCAUUAGCAUCGCCCGAAAGCUUGGUGCGACGAUUUGGUUGGUGCCCGAGGAUAUUUGCCAAGUUCGCAGUCGCCUCGUCACCACCUUCAUCGGUUCCCUUAUGGCAACCCAUGAGAAGAUGUAGAUUUAGGGUCUAGUGCAUUUUGGGCGGUUUGGUUGUAUGGCCUUGGGGUGCUGUGUUUGCGAGACAUGAAUAAAAAGUCAACUUAUAGUCGGUCACUCCGAAAUCUUGCAUUUUUGUUAACCCGAACCGGCAAAAUGGAAUCACAUCUCGUAGUGCAGGAGUUGUC